Messenger RNA from Thermochaetoides thermophila DSM 1495, 609 nucleotides. RefSeq names its product mitochondrial import inner membrane translocase subunit tim22-like protein. Gene Ontology annotation, molecular function: transmembrane protein transporter activity. Gene Ontology annotation, biological process: protein insertion into mitochondrial inner membrane. Bases 1 to 609 code for a protein of 202 amino acids. Gene Ontology annotation, cellular component: TIM22 mitochondrial import inner membrane insertion complex. The record is from RefSeq and is a predicted model, not a curated record. The transcript has 3 exons. Lineage: Eukaryota; Fungi; Ascomycota; Sordariomycetes; Sordariales; Chaetomiaceae.
AUGAACUUUCCUGGCACAGGCAGCGGGCUGGGUGGUGGUUUGGGGAGUGGCAUCCCGGGUAUCCCGUCUGCCGGAGCGGCGGGCGCGCGGCCGGGAGUACAAGGUUUUGAUCCCAAUGAUCCCAAUGUGAAGAUGCUCCAAAGAGCUAUGGAGUCCUGCUAUGCUAAGACAGUCAUGAGCGGAGUUGCUGGCUUUGCGCUGGGUGGUGUGUUCGGCAUGUUCAUGGCUUCGAUGGCUUACGAUACGCCUUUCCACACCCCUGGUGCUGGCGGUGUUCCUGGCGUUCCUGGUUCCACCAACCCAACUUCUCUUUCCUCUCUCCCCCUCCGUAAACAACUCGCCAUUGGCUUCAAGGACAUGGGCCAACGUUCUUGGAGCACGGCCAAAAACUUCGGGGCAGUCGGUGCUCUCUUUAGCGGCAUCGAGUGCGGCAUCGAAGGUCUGCGAGCUAAGAACGACCUUGGUAACGGCGUUGCUGCGGGCUGCCUGACCGGUGCCAUUCUGGCACGCAAUGCCGGGCCUCAGGCCGCGGCUGUUGGAUGCGCAGGCUUCGCGGCGUUCAGUGCGGCGAUUGAUGCCUGGAUGAGAAUGCCAAAGGAUGAGGACUGA